Molecule: messenger RNA, 1641 nt
Organism: Neopsephotus bourkii (Bourke's parrot)
Lineage: Eukaryota; Metazoa; Chordata; Aves; Psittaciformes; Psittacidae
Gene: RIOX2
Product: ribosomal oxygenase 2
Exons: 9
Coding region: 137-1549 (470 amino acids)
Cellular component (GO): nucleolus
Molecular function (GO): histone H3K4 demethylase activity; histone H3K36 demethylase activity
Source: RefSeq, a predicted model, not a curated record
CAUCAGAAAACAGAGCUGUUCUCAGCUUGCUCUGAUUAUCCCACUGGAUAAGGCAAGAGGAGCUGCUCUGGGCCCAUGAGCUCUUGAGGUUGUUACUGGUUGACUGCUUUGGUUCUCUCUCCUCUUCAACAGGAACAUGCCCAAGAAAGGAGGGAGGCAUGCUGACACGGGAAAAGAUGGGCCUUCACAGUGUAAACGACCAAAGGUGGAAGCAUCUUGUUCUCCAUCAGCCAUGAGUUUUGAGAACCCAGACAGCCUCUUUGAAAGCUUGAUCUCUCCCAUCAAACAAGAGGUGUUUUUCAGGGAGUACUGGGAGCAAAAGCCAUUGCUUGUUCAGAGGAACAAUCCCCUGCUGGCUGCCUACUACCAGUCCCUGUUCCAGUUGUCGGAUCUGAAGGAACUGUGUGGCCGGGGUCUGUACUAUGGGCGGGAUCUAAAUAUCUGCAGAUGUGUGAAUGGAAAAAAGAAAGUUUUAAAUAAAGAAGGCAAAGUGAACUACAUGCAGCUGAAGAAGGAUUUUGAACAGAAAAAGGCAACGAUACAGUUUCAUCAGCCUCAGAGAUUUAAGGAGGAGCUAUGGAAGAUUCAGGAGAAGCUGGAGUGCUACUUCGGGUCUCUGGUUGGAUCCAAUGUUUACAUGACUCCCCAGGGGUCCCAGGGCCUUCCCCCUCACUACGAUGAUGUUGAGGUGUUUAUCCUUCAGCUGGAAGGCGAGAAACACUGGCGGCUCUAUAAACCAACGGUGCAUUUAGCUCGGGAAUAUAGCGUUGAAUCAGAAGACAGGAUUGGGAAUCCCACGCAUGAAUUCAUAUUAAAGCCAGGUGACUUGCUGUACUUCCCAAGAGGGACUAUUCACCAAGCUGACACUCCUCCUGGGAUCCCCUAUUCUACACAUGUGACCAUCAGUACCUACCAAAACAACUCCUGGGGAGAUUUCUUACUGGAUGCAAUUCCUGGCCUAGUGUUUGAUGCAGCAAAAGAAGAUGUGGCACUGCGGACAAGCAUACCAAGGAAGCUGCUUAUGGUGGAUGUAACUGACUCAACAAAAAAGCUGAGCAGCCUUUUGAGGCGGCUUGCAGACCAUCUGGAAAACACCAGAGAACUAAGGUCAUCUGACAUGAAGAAGGAUUUCAUUAUGAACCGGCUGCCACCUUGCUUGGGAUGCAACUCUGAUGCUUUGACUCCAGGUGGGAAACUUCCAAAAAUUGAUAGCAAAAUCCGACUGCAGUUCAGAGAUCAUGCAAUCAUCACAGUGGAACCAGACCAAGAGAACUCUGAUGAAAUUUGCAGAGAGAUGGUUUACGUGUAUCAUUCUUUAAAGAACAAAAGAGAAACUCACAUGAUGGGGACCGAAGAGGAUACACCCAGUGAGGAAGGCACACCCCAGCAGACCCAUGGACUGCGGUUUCCUUUGACAUACUUGGAUGCACUGAAGCAGAUUUGGUGUAGCAGCACCGUUAGUGUUAAAGAGCUAAACCUGGCUUCAGAUGAAGAGAAGGAAAACCUUGCCUUGUCACUAUGGACUGAAUGUCUAAUUGAAGUUAUUUGAUGCUUUUAUGAAAAGCUGCUACUGCAGAUAGUACUUCUAGCCAUUAAGAAUCUCUCCUGAUUCUUGUUAUUAAAUACCUUUUUAUAUAUCCA